GAUGCUUCCUUCACCAGCGCUGUUGCUGCCACAGCCACCUUCAAGUGGUCAUCGCAGAACACCUCACUGGUCACAUGCUGGGAGGGCUCAGCACACUGCACGCUGCACCACGACCGGACUGGAGGAACAUUGGACCUCUCGAAGGACAACGAGCGAGCAGGAACUGUGCCUCUUAAUAUCUCCAAGAUGAACCAGAGCGGCUGCAAUAUCACAGCUGACGAAAACUUUCCACUUGUCCAGCUGUGUGUUUACAUCCCAGUGUUGCUGCUGGGCGUUUUGCUGAACGUAUUGGCGCUAUGGGUGUUCUGCUGCAAGCUCGGCAAGUGGACAGAAACCAGAGUGUACAUGGUCAACCUGGCUGCAGCUGACUGCUUGCUGCUCUUUACUUUACCUUUUAAAACAUUAUCCCAGUUCCAGCAGAUGAAGGCAGACAGAUGGUGCCUGAUUCUGGAAGGCGGCUAUUUCAUAAACCGCUUAAUGAGCAUCGGUAUCAUCACUGUUGUAGCAGCCGACCGGUACGUGGCUAUCAAGUAUCCCUUGAAAGCCAGAGCACUGCGGUCACCACUGCAGGCAGCUUUUACAUCUGGAUUUCUUUGGAUAGUCAUCGUCUGCGUGAUUUCCCUCAUUAAAACGGUGGAAAACCGAGAGCAUGAUGAAUUUUGCUUUGAGAAAUCUUCUGUCAAGCCGUCCGUCAUCACGCUGUGUGCUAUUAUCGGAGGGUUCUUCAUACCACUGAUCGUCGUGAUUUACUGCUCCACACAAGUCAUCGCAGAGCUCAUGAGAAAGAAAAACGAAAACUGCCACGAGGAAAGGUUAAUCAGGAAGGCUGUCUACAUCGUGACAGCAAACAUGGCUGUGUUCAUCGUAUGCUUUUUGCCUGUUUACGCUGGGCAUCUCCUUCGCUUUCUAAUGGACUCCUUCAGCCCCAGCUGCCCUGCAAUACAGAAGGUUAACAACUUCGUUCACCUUGCCUCGGUCCUUGCCAACACAAACUGCUGCCUGGAUGCUAUUUGUUACUACUUUGUAAACAAGGAAUUUCAGGAAGCGUCUCCCAAACUCGCGAGGUCCAAAUCUGACUCAGGCGAAACAGCUGAAGCUCAGCUCCCAGUAAUAACACAUCAGUGCCAAAUGUAGAGGGCUCUCUUUUUGUGUGAGAGUGAUGGAUGGACUUUCCGCUGAUGGGAAAGAUUCAGACAUGAAAAUCAGCCCUCAUUCAGACAACCACAGCAGUCCAGAUGCUCACGCAACAAUCUAGAUCAUCACUGACAAUUCCCAGCCUUAUCCAAAUCUGAGUAAGAUGGAAUCAUAGAAUCCCCAUAAACCUCAGCAAGUACAAUCAGUGGGGAAAGUUUUUGCUGUCCAUCCCCCUACCUUGGGCCAGUUUUGAUGUAGCUGCAGCUGUGGCAAAUAAACAGGAAUUAUUUGAAAUUUCAAAAAAGGAAAAAAAAUCUCAAAGUGAAACCGUUGCAGAAAAAGUAAGGUGGACGGGUUUAUGUCACAAAUGUCUUUUCUUAGUAAUAAACACCCAGUCCCAGAUGCAGAUGCUUUAGUCAAGUUUACAGCAUUGUUUGCACUGUAUGACAGCGAUAAAAUGGUGAUCAGUAGAAAUAUGGGGUCAGAAGGAGCUGUGAUCGUUUGUAUAGGGGAGAAAGCUUCACAUUGACUGUAUCUGAGUCAAACUGCAUUAAAAAUACUAUCCAAAGAGCUGGGGUGGGUGGGAAUGACAACUCUGUAAAUGGAGUCAGUUCAACAUUAUAGUGUAAAUAAUUAUCUAAAGAAAGCAGCAACAAAUUCUUCCAAAGUUUCCAAUCUAAAUAAAUUUGCAUUACUGGCAAUGAGCUCUUCCUCUUAACGAGCUAAAUGGAAACAUCGGAAGAUCCGGUGGUGAUGGGACCCACUUUGCUCUCUGUCCCUGAUGGGGGCAGCUCAUGGCCUCUGCUGCCUACACCACGAGCAGGGAGCACGGGCUGCAACACAGACUGGGAUCUUCAAAGGCUGAGCACUGCAGGAACCCAUGAUCCACUUAUAAACAGCAAGGGAGGCAAAACAACUAACCAGUCCCCCCGUAACGAUGCUCAAACAACAGCAUGUGCUCUGAAGUGGGAUGUGCAAACCAGCUGCACACCUCCACCCAUAUCUCCUGAGCCUAGGCUGAGCUUCCAGCUGCCUGUAGGCUGAGCCCUGCUGCUGCCUUCCCAUCCCACAUCCAGCUCAGCUUUGACUCCUCCUGCUCAAGAAAAGUGGCAAAAGGAAGAAACCCCUCGUGGAGAGACCUUGCUGCAGGCAACCACUGGGCAGAGCCCUCCGUUCACCUGGGCAGGAUGGGAGCAAAGGCUGGGCAGCCUCUGGGUACUGCAGCUUCUCACUGCACUUGCCAGAGAUUCAGACAGCAAUGGGGAAAGCUGUUCAAUCAUCAUGAAAAUCUGCAAGCAACAUCCAGCCUUUGUUCACAGCACAGUGAAGAGUGCGAUGACAAGAGGUUCUGAUGACAAAGUGCACCUUUGAAGGAGGCUGGUUUCUCCCUGCUUCUGCUCCCUCCUUUUCUCAGCAAACAUCAAAGCACUGUGUGCACAGAUAGGUAUCUCCUCCCCCCCCCAGCUCGAGGUGCAGUGAGGCCCUAGCCCUGUGUGCUGACAGGUCUCCUGCACUGCUGCACUGACAUAUGCGCAGAAUACUUCUGUGAGUUCAGUUUGAUGGGUUUAUCCCUAAUAAAAAU
Molecule: messenger RNA, 2716 nt
Organism: Centrocercus urophasianus (Greater sage-grouse)
Lineage: Eukaryota; Metazoa; Chordata; Aves; Galliformes; Phasianidae
Product: G-protein coupled receptor 35-like
Exons: 2
Coding region: 187-1134 (315 amino acids)
Biological process (GO): positive regulation of Rho protein signal transduction; phospholipase C-activating G protein-coupled receptor signaling pathway; chemokine-mediated signaling pathway
Cellular component (GO): membrane
Molecular function (GO): chemokine receptor activity
Source: RefSeq, a predicted model, not a curated record